Nicotiana attenuata is the source of this 864-nucleotide messenger RNA. RefSeq lists its product as uncharacterized. The record is from RefSeq and is a predicted model, not a curated record. NCBI's taxonomy places the organism in Eukaryota, Viridiplantae, Streptophyta, Magnoliopsida, Solanales, Solanaceae. The coding region runs from base 1 to 864 and encodes 287 amino acids. The transcript is spliced from 3 exons.
AUGGGAAAACAUAUUUUUCUUCUAUUCUGCAAAACGUUAAAUGAGCAGUAUGGCUUAGAACCAACAAGAUACAUGACCGUAGAGGAGAUGGCUGCUAUGCUCCUAAUGAUGGUAGGACAUGGGGUAGGGAAUCGAAUGAUUCAAGAACGAUUACAACACACUGGGGAGACAGUUAGCAGAUAUUUUCAUCAAGUUUUACUAGCAUGUUUGAAAUUGGCUAUGGACAUCAUUAAGCCAAAAGAUCCAGCUCUUUCUGAUGUUCACACUAAAUUAAGAGAAGAUAAUAGGUACUGGCCAUAUUUUAAAAAUUGUAUUGGAGCUAUAGAUGGCACACAUGUACCUUGUAUUAUUCCUUCUAAGGAUCAAAUAAAGUACAUCGGUAGGAAAGGUUUUACUUCACAAAACAUAAUGGUUGUAUGUGAUUGGGACAUGUGCUUCACUUUUGUGUGGCCAGGGUGGGAAGGUACUGCACAUGAUGCUAGAAUAUUUGAUCAAGCAGUUAGAAGACAACAUCUUAAUUUUCCCCAUCCUCCAGCAGGAUAUCGAACAAUGUUGGGCUACUUAGGACCAUAUAAGGGUGAACGUUAUCAUCUCCCUGAUUUUGGACGUAACUCAAGUUUCAAAAAUCCGAAUGAGGUUCAUCUUGUUACAUCUACUAUGGCUAUACAUAAUUUUAUACGAAGAAAUUCUUCCACCGAUGUUGAGUUUGACCAUUAUGCAAAUGAAGAUAAUAUGCCAGAGCUUGAAGAAGAAGAUGGGCAAUCAGACAUUCAUUUAGAAAUGCAAGGAAUGUCUUCUAAUGUUAUGGAGUUGUUACAUAAUAGAAUUAGAGAUGAUAUUAUUGAGAACUCUCCUAAUGUAUAA